AUGAAACGAUUUAUUGAUCAUAAGCUGCGGCUCAAGACUACUGUCAGUCACCGGUGUUUGAGUGCCAUCACAACCGAUACUACGAUUUCAAUCAAACCCGAGUUGAUUACCGGCGCCGACAAUGUCCUCGAUCUGUCCUCAGCCACCGGAUCCGCAUUAGUGGACACGAUUGCCACUAACAGUGAUCUCCCGCUCACCGCACUUGGUUUGGCCUCCAAUUACACGCCAAUCGGCUGGACAUUACACUUAUUAGAGGGCAUUCAUGACGUGCUUCCCUGGUAUGCGACCAUCGCUUUGGCCACUCUCUGCCUCCGGUUAAUUAUGUUUCCACUUGUGAUCAAAGCCCAGAGGAAUGCGAUGAAAAUGAACCAGGUGAUGCCUCAAUUACAAGAAUUGCAACAAAAGUCCACAAAUGCUCGGCUCUCUGGCAAUCAAUUUGAGUUCGCCAAAUACGUUCAGCAACAACAGGACCUGAUGACCAAGAAUGACAUCAGCCCUUUCAAGAGUAUGUUAGUGCCAUUGGCUCAGGCGCCCGUUUUUGUAACAUUUUUCAUGACUCUGAGACGAAUGGCUCAGUUUCCGGUCCAGUCGUUGAAAGUGGGAGGAAUUCUAUGGUUUGUUGACCUAACAGUUCCCGAUCCG
Messenger RNA from Medioppia subpectinata, 642 nucleotides. NCBI's taxonomy places the organism in Eukaryota, Metazoa, Arthropoda, Arachnida, Sarcoptiformes, Oppiidae. The record is from the annotation of a GenBank genome assembly.